Molecule: messenger RNA, 2626 nt
Organism: Dendronephthya gigantea
Lineage: Eukaryota; Metazoa; Cnidaria; Anthozoa; Malacalcyonacea; Nephtheidae
Product: solute carrier family 43 member 3-like
Exons: 11
Coding region: 125-1765 (546 amino acids)
Source: RefSeq, a predicted model, not a curated record
ACGAUUCACACGUAUUAUCUCAGGGUUUUUGCUCGGUGGGUCAAGCUUUUUACUUUCAUAUCUUGACAAAGAAAACCCUGGUAUUCUGUUCGUCGGUCUUAUUGUCGCAUGCAUUGCAAACCUUAUGAUGUUCAUGACACCACAAGCGUGCAUGGAGAGAUUCAAGAAAGGUCGCUCGAUGCUCAUUGGUUCCUACUGUGGCGCUUGGGUUGCCUCUUCACUUGCUUUUCUUGGAUUUAAGGUGCUGUACGAAAGUGGUGCCGUGAGUGUGGCACACUUUUUCCGAUUCCUCGCCGUCGGGUGCGUAUUUCUGUGUGUAAACGCCGCUCUUCUUUAUCCGGACUCCGCCAUUCCGUCACCUGACGAAAAGUUAGAAGUCAAACAACCCUCGAAACACGAUCCGUUCAAAAAGGCCAAAAAACACACGUGUUUCCGAGAGGAACUUCAAAAAUAUAAACUUUGCCUUGGACACAUGAUUAACCGAAGAAAGGAUACUCCUUGUCAUUUGGUCAAGACUGAUGAAAAAAACCAGUUAAUACCCAAUAUUUCGAAGGCUGAAAAUAAAUCUCAGAAGGAAAAAGACUUGAAACGUGAAGGACAAGCAGGAAACAGCCUUCAUGAGAAACCCAUCAGAUAUUCAGACCAAGAGCUGCUGACGGCAAUUAAAUCGGGAGAUACAAUGCAAUUGACAAGGACAAAGACGGUGUUAGAUUUGUCGCAACAACAGAAUCGUGCAUCAAAGAUUGCUGGACUUAUGUGCGAUAUCAAUGGUGUGACGUAUGCAGAAUGUCCCACGUUUGGCUCAUGUGACAGCCCCAGACACGACCAACAAGAUUUGAGGCCCAAUAGAACUGUAAAAAUUGACGUAGAUGAUCGGAAUCUAAACCCAAACGAAGAACAGAAGUCAGAAGAAAUCAAUCAGAAUCCUUGCGAGAUGAAAGAGCUCCUGGAAAGCAGAACCACAGAUCUUCAAGUGUGGACUGCAAUUUCCGCGGUUUCCUAUCUAAAGUCAGGCAUAUCUUUCAAGAAUUGCGUCCUAUCCACUCCCCAUGUUUUGGCGCAAGUAUUCUUAACUGUUUGUAAGAUCCGUACGUGGUUCUUCGUCGGCACUUUCUCCAAUUUCAUAUCCGUUCUCUGUGAUGGUGAUCGCUCAACAGUUGCUCGCUACGUCAACAUAUUUGGGAUCAGUCACGUCGGAGCCUUGUUAAUGGCUCCCCUAUUCGGCUACAUCAUUGACCGCCAAUGUUUCUACAACGAUUACGUUAAACCUUCCAAAGACACCGAGAAACAACAUCAGAAGUUUAUGAUGGACAUUGAGGAUACCCCAAAAGCGAUGGAUUUCAUUGUGAAGUGUAUGAGAAAGAGAGUUUUUAAAUUGAACGAUGCAGUGCUGGUCACUGCUGUAGCCACCGUAGUAUUCUGUCUUCUGUCGUUGAUACCGAGUCUCACCGUUCAGAUCGCUACGUUUCAGUUAUAUGUAUUUGUUAAAGUUGCUUAUGACACAGUCUUCACUAGCAUACUAAUAAUCCUAUUUCCACAGCAACACUUGGGAAAAUUGAUGGGUUUAGCGGCUGCUAUUGGAGCCAUCUUUUCUUUAAUUCAAUAUCCUUUGUUUAUAAUUAUGGAAGUUUGGUUUGGGGGAAGAACACUAGAGGUCCAUAUAUUUCUUUGGCUGCUUUGUUUGUUUUCAUUUGGUUUUCCAGUUUAUCUCUGGCGUAAAGCUUCCAAACAUAAACCACACAGCCUUGCUCUGGUUGCGGUGUAAUACACGUACAUGCGCAUGCGCAUGAUAUUGGCGAGAAGAGAGUUCAUUUGGGCUGCUGUUCGUUGAUUCAUACCGGUUCCAACACUAGCCACACGCAUGACGCAUCUUAUUCAAACACACAAAGACAUACGAAAUUAACAAGAGCGUUGUUGCUAGCUUGAUAUAUCCAUCAUAGCAGCCUUAAAUUUCACAAGAACUUGGUGUUUGUGUAAGCUCAUCAGUCCUUUCUACGGGAUGAUUUAGAAGUUAGAACUUAAAUAUUCAAGAACACAUCGCGGAUUAUCGCAAUGAGAGCCGAAUAGAAGAUUUACGAUUGCUGCUGGGGUAUUCAAUGUUAGGAACCAAGACUAACCUACCUUAUUCUAUCCACGGUGAAAAACCAACGGUCUCACCCAAUGAAAGGCUCAGAGUAGGGCCUGUUUCAAACAUUGCCCAUCUCAUGUGCCGAACGCAUUAAAAACAAUAGUUAAUAAUUUAUGUUCGCGCAGCCAUUAUGUGGUUAUAAUGCGUUCGGCUCACGAGGUUUCAAAUAGACUGAACAACUGCUUAAAAUCUACCAAAAAGUUCCAAGAGAAAAAAAUACUCGUAUUUUUCAAGCAAUUGUUUACCUACACGGCGAUUAUGGACAGACUAAUAAUAGUAAUAUGGUUACAGUAAUUUAGUAGGGUGAUUUAUGUUUUCAAAAAUCGUUGACAUUCGUUUAUCUAUGCCUAAAACGUCAAUAUAAAGGCAUGGUAUAGCUUUGUAUAGCACGUUGCACAUUUUGACAUUGAUGUUGCUAACGAGAGACACACGGGGUUGCUUCGUGUUAUCUAUUGACAUUAUUUAUUCAAUCAAUAUAAUAUAAUAAAGAAGCUUUAU